Messenger RNA from Ananas comosus (pineapple), 2047 nucleotides. Its product is annotated as zinc finger CCCH domain-containing protein 5-like. The transcript has 7 exons. Bases 154 to 1413 code for a protein of 419 amino acids. Gene Ontology annotation, molecular function: mRNA binding; metal ion binding. The record is from RefSeq and is a predicted model, not a curated record. Lineage: Eukaryota; Viridiplantae; Streptophyta; Magnoliopsida; Poales; Bromeliaceae.
AGAGAGAGAGAGAGAGAGAGGGAGAGAAAAAAAAAAAGGGAAAAAAAACGAAGCUUUAGAGGGAGUGGGGGGGACCUCGUCGAGCUCAAAUCGAUCCCUUUUAGGGUUCCAAUCGCCCUCGCAUUCCCCUGCUCCGGAGGCUUCGAGGCUCCCAUGGAGCGCCCGCGCGACACCGGGCUCGAAGAGCCAAUGUGGAGGUUGAGAUUGGGAGGCAAUACUGGUUACCCGCUGAGGCCCGGUGAGCCGGAUUGCACCUACUACCUCCGCACCGGAUUAUGUUCAUUUGGGGAGAGAUGCCGAUACAAUCACCCGCGUGAUCGAAGUGGAGCUUUGUUGCCUGGAACUGGAAGGAGUGGAAUGGUAGAGUAUCCAGAGCGUCCUGGGCAACCUGAAUGCCCAUACUACAUGAAGAAUGGGACUUGCAAAUUUGGUUCUACAUGCAAAUUUCACCACCCAAAACAAGGUGGACAUGUUCAGCAAGUAUUGCUUAAUUAUUUUGGAUAUCCACUACGGCCGGGAGAGAAGGAAUGCUCCUACUAUAUGAAGACGGGACAGUGCAAGUUUGGUUUGACUUGUAAAUUUCAUCAUCCAGAGCCUUCGUCAGUUCCUUCUUCUCAACAAUACCCACCCUUAGCUACUAUGCAGCUUGGAACAUCAGUAAUGCCUAGACCAUACGUGUCAGGAUCCUAUGGUCCGAUGAUGGUCUCUCCAGGAGUGCUCCCUAUGCCUUAUCCGGCACCUGUGAGUCCUGUGUUGUCCCGUGGUGGACAGCAAACUGUUCAAGCUGGGCCAGCUUACAAUAUAGCACACCAGGCAGCUCCCUUAGAGCCAGGGUCUUCUUUAGCUGGGUUUUCAGGCAGUGGUCAAGGGGACCACAAAUUUCCUGAGCGGCCAGGUCAACCAGAAUGCCAGUAUUACAUGAGGACAGGGGAUUGUAAAUUUGGAGCUACGUGUAAAUACCAUCAUCCUCCGAACAGGAGCAUAGCUAAAACUGAUUGUCAUUUAAGUCCGUUAGGUCUACCUCUUCGCCCGGAUGCUCAGCCUUGCACUUACUACAUGCGGCAUGGAGAAUGCAAAUUCGGGCCAGCAUGCAGGUUUGACCAUCCGAUGGGGUCAAUGAGCUAUAGCCCUUCAGCUUCUUCACUCUCUGACAUGCCCGUUGCUCCUUACCCGAUCGGUUAUGCUGUCGCAACUUUGGCUCCAUCCUCUUCAUCGUCAGAUCUACGGCUCGAAUACUUUACUACCAAGGAUUCAGCCUCAUCACGAAUGGCUUCUGUUGAAAGCGCUUCUGGCUCCAUCGGUUCGAUCUUUUCAAGAGGAGGGUAUGCCCCUCACGCCUUCAUUCACCCACAAACCUCUCUGGUCGCUGUAAGUGCUUCUUCCACAAGCCAUGGGAGUGAGAUCUCCGGUUAGAACUGAGAAAACCCAAAAGGGAAGAAAAACAUGUUCUUUUAGAUCUUUUUCCCCAUCUUCUCCAGAACAAUUCUCAUUGCCUGUGCCUCCAUCAUUCAUCCUCCCUUAUCCCAUGUUAGUUUCUGUUAGUUAUUCUCAUACAACCUUUAUCCUUGUAAACUUAGUCUCAUGUCAAUAAUCGGCCCACCAACAUAUAAGAGGCAAAUCUACAUUAUACUAAGUUAUUCAACCCUCCCAUCUUAAUAAUUGCCUUGCUAAAAAUUGAAAGCAAGAUCAAUCUACUUAACUAUUCUCUGUUGCUCGCCACCACCCUAAGAUGUAGAGAUUCACCUUUCUCGGCACAUUAUCUUCUCAGAUAGGGGUCGGUUUCGCACUUUAAAGCAAAUGCUCACAUGCAAAACAACUGCUUGGAUUAGCCUCUCUCACUUAUCUAAGUUUUUAUAAAUAUAUAUAUGUUAUAUUCUGAGCCGAAUUUGCGGGACUCGUGUAUAGUUAUUACAUCAACAAUGAAUGCUGUACCAUUGUGUAAAUGUAUUCAGAAGGCUUUAGAAUUAUCAGUUUCAGUUAAAGAUCUUGCUGGCAUAUACAUGGAUAUGAAUGUUUUAUAUAUUUGAGCAUGUAAACUUGAACUUGA